Messenger RNA from Manis javanica (Malayan pangolin), 2057 nucleotides. It is a transcript of the gene PANK2, whose product is annotated as pantothenate kinase 2. The record is from RefSeq and is a predicted model, not a curated record. Gene Ontology annotation, molecular function: pantothenate kinase activity; ATP binding. NCBI's taxonomy places the organism in Eukaryota, Metazoa, Chordata, Mammalia, Pholidota, Manidae. Gene Ontology annotation, biological process: coenzyme A biosynthetic process. Gene Ontology annotation, cellular component: nucleus; cytosol.
GCCCCCAGCUUGCUUAGAUUGGUUUCCUGUGCGUUGGCGCAACGGAAGAGGCGGUCGGGAGAGGAUGAGCCUCUGCUCUGGCUGGACUGCCGGGGAGGAGGCGGCAGAAGGGUUCGGUGCUGGGAAGCUGGCUAGCGGGACAGCGGCGGCUGCUGCGGAUGGGAGUGGGUCGGCUCGGCGCGCCCAUGGAGCGCCACGGCAGCGCCGCCGCCACCUCCGCCUCAUCGGCUCGGGAGCCAGCGCCCGGGGGGCCGGAUGGGCGGCGGCGGGAGCCGCUGCGGCGCCGGGCGAGCAGCGCGUCGGAGACCGCCGUCGGGGCCGGGGCUGGGGCCGCGGCCGCAGCUUCCGCGGAGGAAGUGAGGCGGGACCACCCCGGCUCUUACAGCGGCUCUACCUCGGUCUCCCGCCAGCGCGUCGAAAGCCUCCGGAAGAAGCGGCCGCUUUUUCCAUGGUUUGGCUUGGAUAUUGGUGGAACCCUGGUCAAGCUGGUUUAUUUUGAGCCCAAAGACAUCACUACUGAAGAAGAGGAGGAAGAAGUGGAAAGUCUGAAAAGCAUUCGGAAGUACCUGACUUCCAAUGUGGCUUAUGGGUCCACGGGUAUUCGGGAUGUGCACCUGGAGCUGAAGGACCUGACUCUGUGUGGACGCAAAGGCAAUCUGCACUUUAUACGCUUUCCCACUCAUGACAUGCCUGCUUUUAUUCAAAUGGGCAGAGAUAAAAACUUCUCGAGUCUCCACACUGUCUUUUGUGCCACUGGAGGUGGAGCGUACAAAUUUGAGCAGGAUUUUCUCACAAUAGGUGAUCUUCAGCUUUGCAAACUUGAUGAACUAGAUUGCUUGAUAAAAGGGAUUUUAUACAUCGACUCAGUUGGAUUCAAUGGACGGUCACAAUGCUAUUACUUUGAAAACCCUGCUGAUGCUGAAAAAUGUCAGAAGUUACCGUUUGAUUUGAAAAACCCCUACCCUCUGCUUCUGGUGAACAUUGGCUCAGGGGUUAGCAUUUUAGCAGUAUAUUCCAAAGAUAAUUACAAGCGGGUCACAGGUACCAGUCUUGGAGGAGGAACUUUUUUUGGUCUCUGCUGUCUUCUUACUGGCUGUACCACUUUUGAAGAAGCUCUUGAAAUGGCAUCUCGUGGAGAUAGCACCAAAGUGGAUAAACUAGUACGAGACAUUUAUGGAGGGGACUAUGAGAGGUUUGGACUGCCAGGCUGGGCUGUGGCAUCGAGCUUUGGAAACAUGAUGAGCAAGGAGAAGCGAGAGGCUGUCAGUAAAGAGGACCUCGCCAGAGCAACUUUGAUCACCAUCACCAACAACAUUGGCUCAAUAGCAAGAAUGUGUGCCCUUAAUGAACUUCUCCUGCUUUGUCGCACUUCGUGUCCCAUCUCUCCGUCCUGCCUCGGUUGUCUGGAAAAGCUCCAGGCCUCUGCUGCUUCUCACCGCCCCGAUUCCCCGAAGAGCCGACUUGGAUCCUGCCUCCUACCAGAGGGAGCCGAGCCACCAUGGGCCCCUCAGCUCCUGUAGCCCCACUGGGUAUUUUGGAGCCGUUGGAGCACUCCUUGAGCUGUUGAAGAUCCCCUGAUUGUUACCUGGGGAGGGGUUCCUGGAACCUUCCACGAUGGGAUCUGUGGACUUUUGUUUUUUUAAGAGACUCAAUUUUAUGAUUGUGUAGGGCCCGAAUCAAAGCGAGAAAGGACAAGUAUAUUUUCCUAAGUCAUCAAAUAAAUCCUUAAAAAUUCAGUGUAAACUAGUAACCAGUAAGCAUAUAUAUAUACAUAUAAAGCGGACCACAUCCAUGGCAGUGAGGAUUUGCCAUAGAAAAGCUGCUCUUAAAUAUAGCUUUGUUAAACCUGCUUUGUAUUUUUGAAACUCAGCUUCACUCACUAGAGCCACUUCAGGGGAGAGCUGUUGUGUGCUCAGCUGACUAUGGGUUUGUGUCCUGUUGAACUUGUUGAAUGUAAGGCAAACUCCUGUGUGUUAUAAUCUAAUCAGAAUGUUGUAACAAUGGCUUUGGAGGUCGUCUGUGCAUUAAGUCUGAUGUGCAUUUAGCCUCUAUGUGAA